This is a messenger RNA of Alligator sinensis (Chinese alligator), 14536 nucleotides long. RefSeq names its product ATP-binding cassette sub-family A member 10. The transcript is spliced from 51 exons. Gene Ontology annotation, molecular function: lipid carrier activity; ATP binding; ABC-type transporter activity. NCBI's taxonomy places the organism in Eukaryota, Metazoa, Chordata, Crocodylia, Alligatoridae. The coding region runs from base 8137 to 13125 and encodes 1662 amino acids. The record is from RefSeq and is a predicted model, not a curated record. Gene Ontology annotation, cellular component: membrane; intracellular membrane-bounded organelle. Gene Ontology annotation, biological process: lipid transport; transmembrane transport.
AAAGGAAGUGUCCAAGCAAGUUUGGAGAGAGGUUCUCCAGGGACAUGGGUGAAGCAAUGAACUUGUUCGCUGGAGUGGCGUUGCAUCAGAUCAAGCAUAGUAAAGUCGAAACUGAUGUCAUAAGGUUGAAAGAGGGUGUCAAUUUAUAAAGGUUGUAAGUGCCAAACGUUGCAACUCGAAACGUUGUAAGUCAAGGACGGCCUGUAUUAUUUUCCACCUAUCUGUGCAAACUCACGCUACCACAGUUGUCAAAAUGCACACGACAUGGUGGGAAAUUGAAAAAAUAGACAGUGUUAGUGCAUGCUGCUUCUCCUCUCUGCAGUCCUCUCAAGGAAUUCCGUUUAUGUGAAAUUAAAAUUUCAGACUUUUAUCAGUGUUUCAUGUUGACGUUAUCUUCCCGAAGAAUUAAAAAGGUGGCAAACCUGGGUUUUGUACCACAGAAAUCUCCUUGGAGCUGUGAGACAGCAAUAAAUAUAUGAUAUAGCGCAUUCAGUGUAGAAAAAAGCUAAGAUUUGAAAUAAAAGGCUGGAUUCCCACGCUAUUGCAUGCAAAUCACAGCCACGGGCUCCACUGUGUUUUGGAAGGGUCACUGUAGUACAUUCAGAAUUAUUGAGGAAGUAUUGUGUCUUGUUAUAUUUACACUUUGUCCAGUUUGUGAAUUCUAGUAUAAAAUGUUUUCUGUUCUCAUUAUGCCACUGAAAUUGGUUUUCCCAAAGUACAGUAACAGUAUGAGCCUUGUACUUUGCAAGUGUAAGCAUUAAUCUGCAAGUGAGUGGAAAUUGCCAACAAAUGUGUUCAUUACUCCAGGUGGGAGGAGGUGCAAGUGGCAAAGGACUGGAGCACUUGUUAAAAUUGGUAGAAUAAGUAGGAAUCAGAACCGAUUACACUUGCAAGUGUUUUAACUUUCCAAAAUGCAAGCAGAACGGUUGUGUUUGGCAUCCUGCACAGACUAUCUCCAGCUGCCCAGUCAACAACAUCUGGAUGUGACGGAUUCCAAGAAGUGCUUCAGAGGAGUACCUGCAAGCUGAUUUUAUAUAUGGGGGCAGUGGGGAGGUUGGAGGUGCAGUAGGUUUCUUCCUGACCUCUUUGGGUGUUCAGCUGUGAUCCUGAAGCAUGAGCUUUGAUUAUAAUGACUUGUCUUAAUGAAGAACUGCAAGUGUCAUGAGUGCAUUGGGAGCCGCGCAGGUAACCCCAACAGUAACUGUAUUCUGUUUUUAAAACUAUGCUGCGCACACAGUUUUGUGAUCAAGGCAUGAGGUUGGGAGCUGGGGGAUCUGAGCUUGCUUUUUCUGAUCCCAUAGAUCCCCUUUCAUGAAGGAACAAGUGACUUUAUUUCUUUCUUCCUCUGCAAAAUGGAUGCAAUGCUUAGUUGCUAUAGUGGGUUGACAUCCUUGCAUAUAAACUGUGCAAGCAGAGCAAAAUAAAUUGCCUUUUUCCCUCUGAUUUGUUUUGCUAGAAGUUCCAUGCCUCUCUCUCUCCCUCUCUCUCUUUCUCUCUCCAGGUCUGGAAAUGCAGAGACGUGAGAGAACGAUGAGUGUGUAUCAACAAAUAAAAGUGCUCUUAAUCAAAAAUGUCCGGAUCCAAUGGAGAAUGAAAAAGCAAAGCUUUCAGCCUGCAAGAACUAAUAAUGGAAUAAGUGGGCUCACUAAUAUUAAAGGAAGUACAGACAUUUUGUUACCAGGAAAGGAGUCCAUUUACAAUAAGUGGAGACAGAAUGGCUUAAGUUUGAAGACAUAACUCUAUCUGAACCACAGCAAUGGGAUCUCAAUGCUAGCCUAUGCUCUGCAACUUGCACUCUUCCAAAAAAUCCCCCCAAAAACAAUUUAAAAAUGCACUGGUUUGACAGUAGGUGUCAGUGCAGUAUUCUUGGAGUGUCAUGGGAGGAAAAAUUCACAGCUGAAGGCAUUAGAAAAAAGACAGUGCAUCCACAAGCACCACUAAGAAACAGAGGCUUGCUUGGCCUGGGCACCUGCUCAAACUACAGACACCUCACCUGGCACGACAAAUACAGGCAUGUUUGGUCAGGGAAACCUUAAGACACCACAAACAACGAUCUUAAUGAGCUAGUAAUCCAACGGCAUGAGAUUGUUGACCUUGCAGCAGAUUGUAAUACCUGGAGAUCAUUAGUUGCUCCCUUAUGUCAUGUGGAAAAAGAGCACUGCCUGAGCCACUCCACUUCCACGGUAGUUUGAUGUCCUGGGGAGACCUUCCCAGCUGAGAAAAGUGUGCACUGUCCAACAAGGGAAAAGCUAUUCUCCCAUGCAGAGCAAGAGUGAGGCCUGGCUUUCUCCAUUACUGCUUUCAGAAGAUUGGAGGAUUAGACUGGAAGAUUUUGCUCUACAAGUCAAUAAAAACCUCAAUUGUGCCAAUAAAAGGCUUUCAUUGUUCUUCACUGACAAGUUGCAUUUUACUACUCUUUCCUGAAGUGUAUUGCCCCGUGUUUCAUAAUCAGACUGCAACGUUUUUAUCUGAUGUGGGAAGUUAAAGUGUGUUGGCUCUUCUUCGGUUUUGAAUAAAAAAUGGGGGAUUGGCUGCUACUUGAGAAAGCUGCAGAAGCAAAGACUUGACUUAGAAACUUUUGUCUGUACCAUCCUUGUGAGAGAUUUCUGGGUACGAACUUGUUUCCAGCGGAAGGAGCUCAGCAGCAAGUUCCCAAGGUCGUGGGGCAAGGAGAAGAGGUGCAGGGAGAGAGCAGUCGGGACAACGGUCACAUUAUUGAAACACUUUUGGCAGCAUGGCAAAGAAACAUGGCUGUGUCUCUAGAGCUACCCGCCAAGAAAACUUGCAGAAGGUUUUAUUUGUUCCCCUUGCAUUUUUAGAAAGUUUCUUAGUUUAGAACCAGUGGCAGUUUCCUUCCUCAAUCGACGGUUUCCAGGGGGCAAGAUUACUUUCAUUUCUCUCUUUCUUGCACCCACCUGUCUGUGCUGACUGAAGAGCAGAGUGAUUGAUUUUUUCUGGAACACGUGGAAUUUCAAAAAUACUGGAAAAAACCCAUUAUUUCCGGCAAAGAAAGACCCAUGGUUACAUUUUCAUCUGUGACAAAGGCUUGACUCCAUCUCCCUUGGGUUAAUACCAUCUGUCACAUAUCCUCCCCUCCAACACUGUUAACUUUGCAAUAGCAAUAGUUACUGUAUUAGCCUACAUAAUUUUGACUGCUUCUGUGUCUCUGAUAACUUAGCUGGAAACCAACGUUGCACUAGAGGACUUGUGCCAGGGAAACUUGCCCUGACUUGUGAAAAAGGUGGGGACGUCCUAUAUGGUGCAGCUUACAGAUCAAGCUGGGAAAUGCAUUUAAACUGUGGCAUUCAGGAAAUCAACUUGCUGUUUUCCUUUGCUUUAUGUCCAGAUGGGAAGAAGGGAGGGAGUUUUCCGGUCUGGGGUUAUCGUACAAGAAAUCAGUUAAAAGCUUUUGUCUGUACAAUACUUUGCCAACAAAAUUGUUGUCCUCCAGAAGUAAGUGCUGCUUAAUGCAUCCAGAAGCAUAAUCAAGUUUAGAAAAGACAUCUUGGGAUUUUCUUUAUCCUCCGCCUCUUCUCUCUCCUGUUUUACACUCAGUGUCCCAAGAGUUUCCUGGAAGCUCAACAACAACAUGCUCUGUAUUAGCGUUAUAUGAGAUAAAGAGUUGUGGAGGACUGCCAAGAAGAAAGGCUCUCGGGGUUCGGCCAAUAAGAAGCAGAGCGGUCAUGUAAUGCGAUGCUUUUUGGCAAAUGCACAAAAAGGAGGGGGAGAGACCUGCGCACAAAGCAGCACUUGGAGUCAUCACUGUGUCUGUAAAUAUAUUCCCGGCAAACUACAUAUUUUGGGGUUGUUUUCCCCUGAUAUUAGAAGGGGAAAAAAUUCUCAAUUCCUCUCAAAACUUUUCCCUUAAGAUUUCCUGCUUUUCAAAUCCAUCACAUUAAACAGAUACAUCAACAUCUAAAAAUCAGUGACUCAACAAGCAAUGCUGGACUGUCAUGCUAGAAAUGUGGAACUUGCAAGCUCAGAGCCUUUCUUUCUAACGGACAGUAUUUACAUUCUGCUGCAGUUCAUCAGCCCUAUAGAGAGGCUCAACAAUGUUUAAAAAACAUAUGGAACGAAGGAUGAGAAACCUACUUUAUUCCAGGAGAGGCAUUAGGACUGGUGGGGCUCAAUGGAGCUGGUAAAAGCACAGCUAUACAUAUGAUCACUGGAGAGACCACGCUGAGCACUGGACAGGUGUUCUUGGAGCUCUCCCUGGAGCAAGAGAAACACGACUUUGAUCUGGAGUUGGAUGAAAACAUGAAUUCAAACAACUUCAGUGGGAAGAGCCCUCAAGAUUUAUGAAGUGAAGUUCGUUGGCUCGUCUACAAAAGGUAUUUAGUAAAUUCCCUUUGAGACUGGAAAGAGAGUGGUUGUCUUGUAAGAAACGUACACCUGCAGUUAAUCAGACAUGCAGGAACUUCGGAGAAAAAGGAGCUUGUAUCAGCAAACUAAAGUUCUCCUAUGGAAAAAUGUACUUAUCAAAUGGAGGAUGAAAAAACAGAGCCUGCAAGUAAAAGUACUUUUGAUCCAUACUGUCAAGAUGUACCUUAUGCUUCCCUUGGGCAAUUAGAUGACCUGACUUUUAAUACUACAUCGGCCAAUGUUGUUUAUACACCAGCGAACAGUACCGCAAGGCUUAUAAUGAAAAAUGUGGCUUCCAAAUCUCUCCUGGCAGGUGUUCUUGGACCUUUCCCGAGAGCAAGAGAAGGACAACUUCAAUCUGGCUUUGGAUGGAAAUUAUGAUUGGAAACAUCUUAAUCAGGAAGAGCCAUAAAAAUAUUAAUUUCUUUCAUUUAUGAUUUAAUCAGUAUUUUUAAUCUUCAUAAUUUGACAGCAUGCAUAUUUUCUAUCAGUUGAAUGCGAUCAUGUCAGUAGCAAGAUGUCUGGCCUGUAGCGCUGCAGCUUUUAUAUUUUUGGGAGAGAAAAUAUCUUUCCCAAAUGUAUGUUCUCUUUUCAUGGAAGUUUGUCUUUAAUAGGUUAAAUAUGUGGAUAUUCUUAAGAUAAAUAGCUUUGAAUAUCCUAAGUAGCAAAUGAAGAACAAGUCAGCAAACUUACAGGUGGGCUCUGAAGAGGAUAUGGGUUUGGAAUCAUCCGUUGAAUGAAACCAAGAACAGAAAAGGAAGACCUUUUUAGGGCCUUAUUUAAAAACAUUCCCAAUCUCCACCAUCCAAAUGUGACUCUGAGCCUGAAUUGUUAAUUAGUGGAGCUCUGUCAAUGGAACAACUCCAGUGUACUCGCACUUGAGAAACUGCCCUCCAUUUUUAGAAGUAGUAUGCAAACUGUGCAACCUAUAUGUUGUGCUCGAUUUGACCCUGGGGCACUUAAGUAACUAGUCAAAGAAGCAUCUGUAUCAUUAGCAACUGCAUUUGAGAAUUGAUAGAGCACAAAGGAGGUCCCAAACAACUAGAGAGGAGCAAUACGGUACCUAUCUUUAUGAAGUAGGGGAAAGGAAGACUCUAGGAUUCAUAGAUCUCUCUUUCUAUCUGCAAUAGCUGAACCUUAUUAUUAUAAAGUCAGUUUGCCAAGACCAAACUGUUACGCUUAUGAAUUUUGUGGAUAACAAGCUGAGAGAGGUAACAGACAUUUUUGUCAAUAGGAUUAUCCCCAGACUAUUGUAUCAUACAUCAUGCCACUCGACUUGGCACUGGUGAGACCUCAUCUGGGCCCCACACUUCAAGAAGGAUAUGAACAGAUUGGAAAAUUCCAGCGGAGAGUGACAAAAAUGAUUAGAGGUCCAUGAAGCAUGACUUAUGAAGAAAAGCUGAACUAGUGUUAUUUAGUUUGGAGAAGAGAAGACUGGAGAGCAGGGGGGGUUGGAAUUUGAUAUGAGACUUCAAAUACCUGUAGGGCGGUUAUAAAGAGGGUGGAGACUGGCUUUUCUCUGUGGUCAUAAGAGACCGAACAAGGAGCGAUGGCCUCAAGCUGCAGCAGGGGAAAUUAUGAAACUUUUUGGUGAUGAGGUUGGUCAAGCAUUGCAACAGGCGACCUAGAGAAGCUGUGGGAUUUCCAUCCAUGGAAAUUUAAGAGCAGGUUAGGCAGCCCCUUGGCUGGGAUGGUUUAGUCAGGGAAGUUCUUGCUAAUGACCUCACGAGGUCCCUUCCAGCACUACUUUACUGUGAACUUAUACAACCAGUAUGGCUAUAUUAGUGUAAGCCUCUUAGAUGGCUAGUAUGUAAAGUUUGUAAAGAUUUUGUCAUUGGCUAAGAGGCAUCAGCCUGAAAGACAGAAACUCAAUAUUCACAGGACAGGUUGAGUGUGAGGGUUGGCAAGUUGGGGCGGGGGGGAUGUCCUCUGUAAUCCUCAGCUGGACGGUGGGUCUUAGAAAUCAGUGAGACUCAGCACACUUGAACGUGAAGUCAUUUCUAAGGGCAACAAUGGCUCAGCAAUAAAAAAACAGGUUUUUACUGGCUGAAUACAAAAAUAAAUGGAAAACUGUAUUUUAAUAUAAAUAUGCUAUAGGCCAAUAUUUCUAUGCAUGCCACUUUAUGGGAUCUGAUUAGAGAAUAUCCAAAUAUUGGUCCAGAUUAUCCAUUUGCAGAGAAAGAGUCAAUUGACAGUACACUGGCUCUCUUCCCUAGUUCUGGCCCACCUCGGACCCAGGCUGGUUUACUCUGUCCGGUUGGCCAAAAACAUUGCCAACUGCUGUUGCACAGAAGUGCAAAAGUACUGAAGCGAAAACAAAUAUUAUCUUGCAUUUGGUCACGUGAAACAACUUCCUGAUUUCAGUCCGUGCAGUUUUCCAGAGGAACGGCCUUACAGUUUUUAUCCUCAAGGAAUAUGAACCACAAAACUGAAUAAUGAUUAUGAACAAGGUCACUGUUUACAUUUUUUAAGUUUGUUAUUUUUAUUCUCAAACCUCUGGAUUUUAGACUUGACUUUGCCAUAUGAAUAUAUAUCUAUCUAUCGCAAAAAGCAAGCAUCCAAGGUUCCAGCAGUACUAUAGUUACCGUGCACACCUUUCUCCCUAAAAGCAGCCUCCCAAAAUUGGGCUGUGCGUCUUAAGUAGGGAAGCUGAUUCUUCUUUGCUGGAGUAGAAGAAAGCCUGGAGACACCAGUAAGCUGCCAAGACAGCUUCCAUUUGUCUAUGGCUCAUCAAGAAGGGGCAUGAUCCUGCGCUAACCACCUCACAGCCAUGGCUGUUGGCUGAGCACUAUAGCUUGUGCCUGAAACAGCAAGGGAGCUCUUGCAUGCAGUCUGUGUCUUGAUGAGACUUGUGGUGCAGAAACAGUCCUUUCUUUAUACAAGUUCCUGUAAAGAACUAUUUACAAUAAAGAUGUAACAGAAUUGUUAUUGCCCCCUUGCAAGGGUCUGAAGCCUAACCUUGUGUGGCACAGGGUAUGUCCUCCUAGAAACAUAAAGUGUCCAGAAAGUGUGUCAUCCCACAAGGCAAUCUGGGUGAGGCAGCCAGAAGUUCCCAGGACAUCCUGUGUUCCCAAAAGGACUUACUUUAUGUCACAUAAUCAGCCAUGACUCUGGGACAAAUCUUUUUUUUGCUCCAUUCUGCCUUCCAAAUACAAGUAGGUGUCUUAUUUGGGUGUGAUAUGUAAGACAACAUGACCUUAAACAUUACAACAAAAUAUACUGCAUUGCAAACCUGUUAAGAGAUAUGAGCAUUGAUGAGGUGGAAAUUUGUUCUUUCAAAAUUAUCAGCCAUCUUUGUUGCUCAUAUGAUAAUCAGAAAGAUCAUGUUCUCUUUCAGAUAGUUAUACUAUGUUCUCUUCUCAUUUCCUUUUCCUCUAUUAUCCAGGAGUGGAUCCUGACACUACUUUUUCUUUGCUUGCUGUACUUGGUAGUAUUACAUCCUUCACACGAUUGCUGGGGCCCUUCAGGCCUGGGGUUUGGCCUUUGUGCUUAGCUUAAGCUGCGUGCUUAGCUGGAACUGUGGUCAAAACAUGCACCCAGUGAAAAGGAGCAGAUGGAAAAAUACUGUUUCCUAUUUGGCAGACAGAAGCAAGAUUAUUAAUAUGCAGUAAGAGUUGUGGUUUGUCUGUGACCUGUGAAUGGAUGCGAUGUCUAAAAUGUACUUCUGAAUAGCCUGGGUCCCUCCCUGAUAUUUUUUCAGUAAAAAAAAAAAAAAGCCUUCACCAUAAAGAUAAAAGAAGAUUCCUGCUUUUGCUUUUCUAUCUAGAGUAAAAAAUGCAGACACUUCAGAGAAAGAAGAGCAUGUACCAGCAAACUAAAGUUCUCUUAUGGAAAAAUGUGCUUAUCAAAUGGAGGAUGAAGAAAAAAAGCUUUCAGGAAUGGAUCCUCUCAUUACUUUUCCUUCCUGUUGUGUACCUAGUAGCAUUGCACUGUUCUUUUCCUUCAAUUGAUGAAAUACCUCACACUUUCCUCGGACGCUUAGAUGAUCCUGCCUUCAAUGCUACUGAGGUUACAGUUGCCUAUACCCCAGUGACAAACACUACGAGACAAAUAAUGAAUAAGGUGGCAUUUGACUCUGUCAUGAAAGGUAUAACAACAGAAGCGGUAGAAGAUGAAAAAGCCCUGGAAACAGCAUGGGCUGAGAAUGAAAGCAUUGUAGGGGUUGUAUUUGAAGAUGACUUUUCCUAUCGCCUGAGGUUUGCUUCCAGAUAUGUGGCUAUUCCAAAUGAAAACUUGGGGGAUGUAGAUUCCUGUUACAAUUUUUCUGGAAGUUACUGUGAAAGCCCAAGAUACUGGUACAACGGAUUUGUGUCUUUGCAGUCCAGCAUUGAUGCCGCCAUCAUAGAAGGCACAACAAGUCAUUCUGUCUGGGAAGAAAUGAAAUCCAUUGCUGGUGUCCGUAUGAGAUCAUUAAACAUCACGCCUACAAUAACAGUGGAGUAUUCAUUUAUCUUGAUUACUCUUGUAAUGUGUUUCUCUCCCUUUAUGCACUUUUUGGCACUAAAUAUGACAAGCGAAAAAAGAAAGCACAAGGAAUUGAUGAAGAUGAUGGGGCUGCAGGACUCGGCAUGCAGGCUCUCCUGGAGUUUGCUGUAUGCCAUCAAUAUUUCGAUUAUGUCCUGUGCAUUGACAGCUAUCUUUUUUAGUGAGUUUUUCCUCAUGAGCAGUUUCUCUGCUGUCUGGCUUCUGUUUUUCCUUUAUGGCAUCUCAUCCAUCCACUUCAUCUUCCUGCUCAGUUCCCUCUUAAAGAAACAUAAAACCACUGCCAACGUUGGGUUCCUCCUCACCUUCGCCUUUGGAUUCCUGAGUCUUAUUGUACUGCUGACAAAACUCCCCGCACCUUUGGAAUGGGCUUUGGGACUCCUCUGCCCCUUUGCUUUUAAUGUGGGAUUUGCAAAGAUUUUUCAUUUAGAAAAAUAUGGAAUAGGUUUCUCUUUUUCUAACUUGAUGGAGGAAUCACACGUUUUAUUGAAAACUUACAUAAUACUGAUUCUUGAUGCCAUUUUGUAUAUGGUGCUGGCUAUCUAUUUUGACAAAGUUUUGCCUGACAAAUAUGGAAUACCAUAUCCCCCUUUAUUCUUCCUGAAAUCAUCGUACUGGUCCAAAAGCAGGAGAGAUUACACUGGUGAGAGACCUGAGAUUGAACAGAACCGGGAACGUAUCUUUAACGAUAAUAUGGAGCGAGUGCCUCCAGACUUUGUUGGGAAGGAAGCCAUCAGACUCAACAAUAUUAAAAAAAUAUAUGGAAAGAAGGACCAGAAAGCAGAAGCUCUCAGAGGUUUGUUCUUGAAUAUUUAUGAAGGCCAAAUCACUGCAUUGCUGGGUCAUAGUGGAGCUGGAAAAACUACUUUGCUAAAUGUGCUGAGUGGAUUUAUCAAGGCUUCAGAUGGUUCAGCCACCAUAUACAACUACCACUUGUCUGAAAUAGGAGACAGAGAGAGAAUAAGAGAGAGGAUUGGGUUCUGUCCACAAUUCAACAUUCAGUUUGAAGUUUUAACGGUGAAAGAAAAUUUGCAAAUUGUUGCUGGACUCAAAGGGAUCCAGUCCACUGAGGCCAAACGUGAGGUUCAAAAUAUUUUGACGUUGUUGGAUAUGACCAGCAUUCAGGACAUCCAAGCUGAUAAACUGAGUGGCGGGCAAAAAAGAAAAUUGUCUCUUGGGAUUGCCAUGUUAGGAGAUCCACAGGUUUUGCUUCUAGACGAGCCAACUGCUGGGCUAGAUCCAUGUUCUAGGCAUCAGGUGUGGACCCUGCUGAAGGAACAUAAACCUGGUCGAGUGACUCUGUUCAGCACCCAGUUUAUGGAUGAGGCUGAUGUCCUAGCUGACCGCAAGGCAUUUAUCUCCUGUGGAAGGAUAAAGUGUGUUGGCUCAUCUCUCUUUCUAAAGAAAAAAUGGGGGAUUGGCUAUCACUUAAGGAUGCAUGUCAGUGAGCACUGUGACUCUGAGAGGAUGUCAUCUCUGGUCAGAGAGUAUGUGCCUAAUGCCACAUUCUCAGGACAGAGUGAAAAUGAACUAAGGUAUAUUCUGCCAAUGGAAAAUGUGGAUAAAUUUCCAGAUCUGUUCUGUAGCUUAGACAGCCAUUCUGAUGAAGGAAUUGUUAAUUAUGGAGUUACCAUGACAACCCUGGAAGAUGUCUUCAUGAAACUGGAAGGUGAAGAUCAAGAAGGAGAUGGGCAGGCAGAAGAGGAAAGAGAGACUUUCUCUGCUGAUGAAGUGGAAGAAGGUCUUCUGUCGUUCUCAGACAUGGGAAAAGCAACUGUAAGCGGCACAACUCUCUGGAAGCAACAAGUCUGUGCCAUAGCACGAAUGCGCAUCCUAAAGCUUAAGACGGCAUAUAAAACCUUGCGGAACCUAUUACUUCUCUAUCUGACUUUUAUGCUCCCUCUGAUUUUGGAACUGAUCUUCAUAGAGGUGUGGCACGUAAUAAAUUCUUGGGAAUUGACUUCUGGUCUGUAUUUCCUUCCUGUUGGAAAGAAGUCUGACAAGGACUACAUGAACCUCCUAGUCCUCAAUGAAACAGGCUCCAGCAUUGAGAACUUUGUCCGUGCUAUAGAGAAACAGAAAAUAAUGUUGGAUGUAACUACUGGAAAAAAUAUCACAGAGGAGUUAAUACACAAUGGGGCUAUAAAAGUAUCUCGUGAGGACCAGAGCUACAGGUUUACAAUAAUGUGUCACCUGGAGGUAACCAACUGCUUCCCCAUGCUUGUGAAUAUCAUUAGCAAUGCGCUGCUGGGAACCUUCAAUUCCACUGAGCAUAUCCGAAUCUGGAAUCAUCCUUUUUCUCAUAAACAUGGAGGAAUGUUCUGGAAUUAUUUUUUCCUGAACUACUUUUUCUUUUGGUUGGUUUUAUUUCCUGCUUUCCCACCUUACUUUGCGAUGAACCACGUAGAGGAUUACAAGAGGAAAGCUCAUUCUCAGCUGCGUGUCUCUGGGCUCAUCCCAUCAGCUUACUGGUGUGGGCAGGCACUGGUGGACAUUCCUCUGGCCUGGAUCCUUCUUAUCCCCAUGUAUGGGAUACUACUUUCACUGAGUUCUCAAACUCAGCGGUAUCCUGGUACCCUGCUCGUUUUGUUUAUAGGACUUUUUGGAUAUGGAGCUUCUCUCGUCCUGUUCCUUUAUUUAAUUGCCUUCAUAUUUCGCAAGGGGUGCAGCAGCCAUAUUUUGUCCUUUACUCUCGUAAUGGUAACAUUUGCUGUCUACCUCUUUGGUUUAUUCAUGUUUCAUACUGAAGAUAGAAUUGUUCAUUACGUUCUGUCCAUUUUCCUUCCUAUAUAUCCAUUAUUUGGCCUUUGCAUCACAACUUUAUAUGAUGUUGCAGACUUUCCUGAACCCUUUUUUAAAACCAGCUGGCCGGAAAUACUGAUAUCUGUGUUUGGACCUUACAUCCAGUGUGUGGCUUUCGUUUUUCUUCUUCGAUAUUUGGAAAUGAAAUAUGGAAGAGCUGUUUUGAGAAAGGAUCCGAUUUUUAGGUUUGUGCCAACACAUACCCUCAGGGGGCACGCACACACAUGUGAGCUCAUAUACCAUACAGCCUUUUCUCCAAAACAAAAUGUUCACAAAAAUUCCUCUCUCUUGUUCAGUGCAGGGGAUGGGCAGUCAGUGAUACAAGAACAAGAAGAACCGAGUUAUUCUCUUGUAUUUCAGAAGCUGGGACAGAGGAGGGCUGAGCUAGUAAGGCAGGCAAUAGCAUCUCAGAAUCAGAAGGAGAAGCCAGUUGUUAUUGUCAACAAUCUGCGCAAGGAAUAUAAGGUCAAGAAAGCCAGUGCUGUUUUUAAGAAAAAGAAGAAAGUGGCCACCAAAAAUGUCUCUUUCUGUGUUAGAAGAGGAGAGGUAUUAGGACUGCUGGGACCCAACGGAGCUGGAAAAAGUACAACCAUAAAUAUGAUCACGGGAGACACCGCGCUGAGCGCCGGGCAGGUGCUGGCGAAGGGGAAGGAUGCAGCUGGAUCUCAACUGGAAGCCAGCAUCCCUGGCUUCCUGGGCUACUGCCCUCAGGAGAACCCUCUCUGGCCAACCCUGACUGUGCAGGAACAUCUGGAGGUUUAUGCAGCUGUGAAAGGGCUGAGGAAAGAAGAUGCUGCUGUCGCCAUCAAUCGGAUGGUGAAGGCUCUGGAGCUCCAGGAGCAUUUAAAAAAAGAAACCAGGACAUUAUCCGCUGGCAUAACAAGAAAGCUGUGUUUCAUCCUGAGCAUGCUGGGUAACCCAACAGUUAUGCUCUUGGAUGAGCCAACCACUGGAAUGGACCCUAAAGGCCAACGUCAAGUGUGGAAAGCAAUUCAUGCUGCACUGAAGAACAAGGAGCAAGGGGCUAUUUUGACAACCCACUACAUGGAGGAGGCUGAGGCAGUGUGUGACCGGGUGGCCAUCAUGGUGGCUGGAGAGCUCCGGUGCAUUGGCUCCAUUCAGUACCUGAAAAACAAGUUUGGCAAAGGUUACCUACUGGAAAUUAAAGUGAAUGACCCUGAGCAAGUCGAUGAACUCCAUGCCAAAAUGCUGACGAUCUUCCCACAAGCAGCUCGUCAAGAGCGGUUUCCUUCUUUGCUGGUCUACAAGAUACCAAUGGAAGAUGCUCUUCCUCUGUCCCAGGCUUUCUCCAAGCUCGAGGCAGCCAAACAAACUUUCGGCUUCGAGGAGUACAGCUUCUCUUUGAACACCUUGAUGCAGGUGUUCUUGGAGCUGUCUCGAGAGCAAGAGAAGGAAAAUUUUGAUCUGGCGUUGGAUGGAAAUUAUGAAUGGAAACAACUUCAGCCAGAAGACAUUUAGCCACGUUAAAAUGUUUCCUAUUUAAUCAAUUUUAAUCUUUAAGGUUUGACUGUCUAUCAGUAUAAUAUGGUUAUCAGCGCAGCAGGUAUUGCAGCUUCUGUACUUUGGACAAAAGAAUUAUUUUUUUCUAAUUUAGGUUUCCCUUUUAAGGAAAGAACAUUUUGAAAUAAUAGAAGUGUUACUGUUCUCAGGAUGACAUGGUUUGCAUAAAAGAGGUAGUAAAGAAUACAUGGGAAAUGAAAAACAAAUUUUACAGAUGGAAUUGGAAUAAAAUAUGAAAUAAAACAAUGGAAAUGAAAAGUUACCUCUCUGUAGAGAUAGCCUUGUAGUAUAAUUAAGUGUAUCCUCAAUCCCACCCUCCAAAGGAUACUUUAGGCCUACAGAUCAUAAAUCAGCAUGCCUCAUCAACAGAAGAAUUUCCCUUUACUCCAUCAAAAGAUCUGCCCUUCAAUCUGACAAGUAUCAUAUUAACCUUAGAGAGCCUAUGUCAUGUUUGACAUUACCAUAACAUUUCUAAGAAGCCGUCUCUGAACCAUUAGCUAUUAUUUUUUAAAGCUCCUGGAGGACCAGGAGAAGUCCUAGAUAACUAGAAAAGGGCAAACAGAAUACCUGUUUUUAAAAAAAUUAAAAAAGAAAACUUAAGAAAUUACAGGAACAAAUUAUUAUACGAGAACAAAUUAUUUUUAAAAUAUGAUAAUGAGGAGCUCAAACAAGCAACAUGUAUUUGUCAAGACCAAAUUGUGUUGAAUUCAUCUAAUUUCCUCCUUUGACAGGGUAAUAGACCUAGUGGAUAAGGGAGACGCAAUAGAUGUGAGAGAUCUUGCCUUUAGCAUGGUUUUUUUCCAGAUUCCAGAUGACAUUCGUAUAAGUAAACUACGGAAAUGUGGUCUCAGAGAAAUCAUUUUGAGGUGGAUGCACAACCAAUGGAAAAAAACUCACUCAAAACACCUCUUUAUGGUUCAGUAUCAAACUCAGAAGACAUUUAAGUGGAGUCCUACAAGGGUUGACCUGGGCCGAGUACUAUUCAAUAUUUCCAUUAAUGACUUGAAUGAAAAAGAGUCCACUUAUGACAUUUGUGGAUUAUCAAUGGAGAGUUGGCAAUCAUUAUGGAAGACAGGAUAAGCCCCGAGCUAUCCUGACAUGGGCCUGGGCCAGAGCUAGGGAAGUGAAUCAGGAAGCCAUACCUUCAUUUGUAAUGGUGCCUACAAUAUGCACACUUUUCUGUGCUCAGUGGAAACUAAGUAUAUCAGAGAUCCUGUACCAAUAUUUUAAUAUUUUCUGUUUGUUUCCCACUAAGCAAUAUGUAUAGAAAUACUCGUGUAAGACAUCUGUGUUCAGAUACAUUUUGUCUAAGGUUUUUACUCUAUUUUUGUACUCUUGCCAAUAAAAGUCUGCUUUUAUUGAAACCCAA